Messenger RNA from Diaporthe batatas, 3858 nucleotides. RefSeq lists its product as uncharacterized. Lineage: Eukaryota; Fungi; Ascomycota; Sordariomycetes; Diaporthales; Diaporthaceae. Bases 437 to 3625 code for a protein of 1062 amino acids. The record is from RefSeq and is a predicted model, not a curated record. The transcript is spliced from 2 exons.
CUCGUCCACCCCCGUUCCACAUCCCCAUCCCCAAUCCCAGCGAUCUCACGCCUCACCUUCCUCCUCUCGAGCCAACAAUCUCAACCUGCCAUCGCAUGCGCCAUCGCGUGCCUCGUUUCCAAAAACCAUCAGCACAUCACCGCCUAUAAAUAUUUGGCGUCGCCAUAUCUCGCCGCACCUUUUCCCGGGCCCCACCCAUUCCAUGUCAUAAUAUCACCAAGUGCCCUCUCCGGCCUACCAGCUCGCUCGUUGCCGCCCGGCCUCUCGUCGCUCCAAUCGCUCCAAUCUACCUCGAGUCGGCCCCCGUGCCCCCGCGAACCUCGGCCGUGUCCUCGAUCCCGACGCCCGCGCAUGACCAUUUCGCACGUCGUCGGCGCUUUCAAUGUCACUUGAUCCCCAAGAUCGCUGGUUAAAGACAUGAGCUCUCCCGUGCUCAAUGGCCGCUACUCCGUUCCCCCCACACCUGGAUGGCAGCUUCUCCCAUUUUAACAUUUUCAACGACGGCGGCGCCCCGAGGAACACGCCCCCGCCUGCGAGUCCUGCCCUGCCUGGAGGUCCGUGUAACUUUGUCGACCUGAGCCAUGGUCCCAACGGCCCCAAGUGCGGCUGCCGCCGUUUCUGGGGCCGCCAGGUCGCCGGCGCCGGAGCCAACGCUGCGGACCAGGCUGGCUGGUGCAUGUGCUCGCACCACGCCUGCUUUCAUGAUGAUGGAAACAACACCCAGGCCACAGCAGCACCCGCUGCGCCAGUCAUGGACAACAUGCCGGGCCAGGAGAAUGAGAAGCCAAGGUCAAACAGGGCUCCGCUGAGCCCCGUCCAGGACUUCGCCUCGUUUCAGAUGCCCUCGAGCCUUGCGGGCGCCGCCGUGGACUUUGCCGGGCUUAAUUUUGAUUCCUUUGCAUCCAAUAUGGGACUUUGCGCACCUGCCCCGCAGGCUAAGCCACCUCCGCCUGUACAGGAUACUGAUUCCAUGCCGGAUACCUUGAGCUGGAGGAAUGUGCCUUCCACCCAAGGAUGCCCAACACCGCUCCCGCCAAUCCCAUCGCAGUGUCUGAUCCCAGACUCCCAAUCGGCUUCUACCACGGCGUCCAGCCAGAUGAGAUAUUUACGGCCGUUCCAUGGGAUCGGCCUCAACACACUAAGUGGUGUGACUCCUGCCAAAGAAGGCGAGCAGGCCGGCAAGAGUGCUGCUGUCUCACCCAGAAUCGAUCCAGGUGGCCAAAAUGGUGAUGACACAGCCACUGCCCCGUCUGGGGCCGCGACACCGGUACCAGGGUCAUCUCAGAUCAAGCCAACAACCAACGGUGACUCAAUUUCAUCUCCUAACCACAGACACGACGCUUUGCAAAACCUCAGUGAAGCUGUCGAGGACCACAGCCAACGAAUUGACAAACUGGAAUCUGGGUCCAUCUAUUUUACGGCCCAUGAAGAGUGCUCGGACAAACAUGACGUGACUGAUCUGCGAGUAACAGAGCUCGAGUCACGUAUGGAUGAUGCCGAGAGGAGACUGAAUGACGAUGCCGCCAGCGUUGCCAGCACUCGUCGCAACAUUCAACGUGAUGACGAUGCCACUGUCAGCGAUCUGUCUUUAUCAUCCAACGUCACAGUGCGGGCUGCUGAACGUGCUGCGCUUGCCAGCCAGCUCCAAGUAUUACAAGCUCGUGUCGAUCACCUCGAGUCAUCUGCACUGCCGUGCUAUUCAUCGCCGUGGGAACUGGAGGUCGUGUUCCUGCCAUUUCCCCUGAAGGGAGUAUGGCUAGAGGCACAGGACUUCAAGACCCCUCGCAACUAUGGCGGACGGGAUGAGUGGACACCAGGGCCGAACUCGAACAGCAGAGCAACCCCAGAACCCCAAGGCUUCGCUUCGUACGACGAAUGGGUCGGUCAGGGUACGGGAUGGCUGCUGCCUAGAGCUUUUGCCCCGGGCAGGCUGAUUGAUCAGCGCCUCAAGAGCCGCGGACUGAUUAAGAAGGUCCAAGUACGGGGUGCCGAUGCUCGCAGCGUGCAGAUUGCCAUCGGCAACGCCUUCCAGGACAUUCUGCGGAUAAGUCCUCAUCCUGCCAGCCCAAAAUCUCCUUGCAGCUCGGAUACCAGAGUACACAGGUUCUUUGGGCUGCAGCAAUCAUGGGUGCCUCUGCGCAAAGUGCACAAGGAUUCCCGCCUUCGAUUCCUGUCGCCUCCGGAGCUGCUAACCCCGACCUUGUGGACCGCGAUGUUCUUAAUGGACAACGUAGUCAUGAAGGCUACGGGAAUACAUCGACUUUACAUCACGCAACCUGAAGCGUAUCUACAGGACAAUCAUUCAUUGAAUUUCCUUGGUGCAAAUCCAGGUUGGACAUGGCAGAAACUUCGGGAACUCGACCGCGUCUAUUCAGAAUCACAGACAACAAGUGGCAGCUUCGAGGUCCCUGAGGCCGAUGCACUGGAAGAGUACUGGGCAUUCAAUGCGCGCCUCGAUGAGCGUCCCAGCCCUCGACAGUCCGUUAUAAGCCUCCAGCAGUCACACGAGAAGGCCGCCAAUAUGUCGCGGACAACCGAUGGGUCGACGGAACAGUUUUUCACCGUGCCUUCGCACCCAAACACGUCAAUGAUGAGCGCCGUGAUAGCCCGAGGGCAAUCGCCCUUCAUGCAGAGAGAGCGUCAACGCUCCAGGCCACCCUUUGUUCGAACCGGUUCCAUGCCGCCGGUCAGCGCUCCAACAAUACACUCUCCCGCACGCAGCAGCCGCCGAAUGUCAUCCUUCGCCAUCAUGCCCUCGGUGGCUGGACCGGCUUACCAACGGCACCCGUCGCCUCUUGUCACCGGCCGUCCUAGCCCCCGCCUGUCUCUGGUCUCCAACUCUCCAGCAGCGGCGAUGGUCACCAAACAUAGACAUCGAAACACUCGCUCGCCCUCUCUCCGACUGCACAACACCCCGCGCUGGAGUAAUCGGUCCUUCAGCCGCAGCCCAAGCGUCAAUCCCAUGCCGUCGCAUCACGUGCACCCCGAGCAGCCAGUUCGUGGAGAUCGCCGCCCAACACCCAUGGCCUACAUGACUCCCUACAGCAAUGCACCGCCAGAGUACCCACCUCAGGGGCUCCACCCUAGCCGCAGUUAUCACGUGCACGGGGACGAUGAGCUGAUGGAUUUUGAUGACGACCGAGGCAGCUCGACCGAUCCAUAUGGGGAGGAAAGUGACGGCGACAUGCCAGACGAUGACGAUCCUGACGUCGACGUUUACGAAGACGAGGCAGACAUGCUUGAUGAUCUAGAAAGUGGCUCAGACGGACAACACCACCCUACUGGCCACUCCCAGCAAUACCGGGCACACAACCGAUCUUCCCAGCCCCAAGGGCCAGAAGAUAUCCCUUGGCGAGGUAUUGAAGACAACAUGUCAGAUGGGGAGAACAUGGAUCCACGUGACGUCGACGGCGACGGCGAUCACGCUGACGACAGAAGUGACGUGUCUUCACAGCCAUCAGAGUACCCUAGCACUCAAAGGGCGUGGCGUGUACCUGCAGGGGCUGAUGGGAGAGAAACGACCCACGCACUCGAAGAUGAUGAUGGGCCUGGAGGCGUCGCGUUUACUAUCCACGAGGAUCCGGACGGGGAGGAGUCGGGGCCCGAGGCGCAAAAUAUAUAUUGACAAGACGGCAACGAGUUGGAUUCACAUGGUUUUGGAUAUAUCGAGGCAUUGUGAGGCACAUGCAGUCAGGGGCUGUGUGGAAGCAUUGGUGUUUGGCGUUUUACUAUAUGCUUUGGGAUUGUGGGCGGCGUCGAAAGUAUGAUAUCUAAGGCGCUAUUUGGAACUGUAUCAUCUUAGGCGAGGCAUAUUUCAUCUCCAUAUUUACCCAGUAUAUCAUUCUACAUCACUCAUCG